AUGAUUUGCGCUUACUACGCGUUUCGAAGCCGCAAACUACCAGACAACUUCAACGAGUCGCGCUACAUCGCCUUCUGCGUGGAUACAACCCUGCUCAUUUGGUUAAGCUUCUUGCCAACUUAUUUUAUUACGUCGCGUGCCUAUCAUAAGGUGUUGGUCAUGUCGUCGGCUCUAAUUAUCAAUGCUACGGUUAACCUGAUCUGUCUGUUUCUCACCAAACUGUGCGCUCUCUACAAGUAUCGCAGCGAAUACCGGAAGAACCUGCUACAGGAACAGGAGCUCUUCCGGGUCAUUCGGUCAAUUGCAUCGGACAAUCUCGAUUUGCAUUCGGCUAACCAGAAACGGUUGGGUGCAUCAACUGGAGAGUCUGCUUCCGUCGGGGCGCCCUUAGCCCAGUCUCAGUCGUGCAACAACCUACAGCAGCAAAGCCUGGACGUUCCUCUGAACACAGUGUCGCUAUGUAAAAGUGAUUCGAAUCUGAAGGCAACGUGA
This is a messenger RNA of Acanthosepion pharaonis, 492 nucleotides long. Lineage: Eukaryota; Metazoa; Mollusca; Cephalopoda; Sepiida; Sepiidae. The record is from the annotation of a GenBank genome assembly.